AAUGUCAAUUUAUUUAAUUCCAAAUGCAAAGCCGCAUAUUACAGUUGAAGACUGGUUUCGGAAUUUUCAUCAGUAUCAGAAAAAUUACGAACAAAUUUUACAAAAAUCUUCCAUUGUAAAACAGGAAAGCAAUGAAUUGCGAGAUUCAUCCCAAAUCGAAACCGAGUGGAAUUUAACGUUCACCAAUGAUCUACUCGAAGAAAGAACAAAAGAAGUUGCCUACUGGAAAAAUGAGAUUUUUGAGUGCAUUCAACGUAUCGAGACUGAAUUACAACUUUUAAAUCGCGAGAAAGACUUGUGCUCGAAAGAUAUAGAAAAUUUAUAUCCCAGAAUUGCAAUAAUCAACGAAUGUAACACGCUGAGGAAUUCUAAGAAGAGAGGUGAUUUAUGCCAGGACGAUGUAACGAUUCAAUUAAAUCAAGAAUAUCAACUGUUGGAAAAUGUUAAAGCUAAUUUGGCGGAUAAAUGCGAAGAAGCUUGUCAACAAAACUUGAGACUGAAUGCACUUCUAGACAGAUUACGAUUGGAUUUAGAAUUGAAAAAUGAAGCCUAUGAAAUUGAAAAAGAAACUUUGGAAUUGAAAAAUAUGCCUACUAAUGUCAGCCAUAAGCCUGACAUGAAUACCGAACUGAACUACAGCUCAUACAAAUCAUGGUUAGAGAAUUGUAAAAUGUUGACAUCGGAAACAGAAAAAGAAUUGGAGGCUUCAUCUAGAUUACGAAAAGAAAUGCAUAUUCCUCGCGAAAAUUCUCGUAAUCUCUUGCUGUCUCAAUACGAAGCUACAAAUUUCAUGUUUCGAAAACGAAUUUACGAAACUCACUACAUUCUAGAAGAACUGAAAUGGGAAAAAGCGAAUUUGGAAAUGGAAAAGGAACGAAUGAGGACGGAGAUCAAUAAGUUGGAAGAAACACAUCAUGCUGAAAACUACGCAUCGAAACUGGUUGAAUCGCAGAAUAGAAAUCGCAUCUACAGAUCAAGUUCUGAAUUAUGUCGUGAAAAAUGUACCGAUAAUUUGGAAAUUCAAGUUCUAAACAUGAAAAGCAUUAUCCAAAAGUUGAAUAAUCAACUAGAAAUUUCCAGAAAAACUUACAACGAACUCGAAAAACAAAUCGAAGCAGCAGAAAAAGAAAUUAAAAAGAAAACGUGGGCAUUAACACUGGAUACAAGAUGUUUAGAACUUCGCAAUGAACCAAAUGCUUAAACGAUAUCGGAG
This is a messenger RNA of Planococcus citri (citrus mealybug), 1213 nucleotides long. Its product is annotated as tektin-2. Gene Ontology annotation, cellular component: microtubule cytoskeleton; nucleus. The record is from RefSeq and is a predicted model, not a curated record. NCBI's taxonomy places the organism in Eukaryota, Metazoa, Arthropoda, Insecta, Hemiptera, Pseudococcidae. The coding region runs from base 2 to 1201 and encodes 399 amino acids. The transcript is spliced from 6 exons. Gene Ontology annotation, biological process: cilium movement involved in cell motility; cilium assembly.